AUGGCGGCUGACCAGCACCUCCUCGAAUAUUUCACUGCUAUGGAUAACCAAGGGAACGUCGUCGUCAAAGAGCCGCCGAAGUUCGAUCUUGAUCUAUAUAUCUCCAACUACAAAGGUAGAACCCGUUUCGAUAGACUACUACUGAUCGGCCAAUCUUCCGUUCCUCUAUGUGUAGAUGCCCUGAAGGCCGCUAUAGCCGAAGCGAAGGGUGGAGUGGACAUUCAGCGAUACCGCGAUGCUUGGGAGUGUAUUCGAAUUGCUGCUCCUAACGAGCCCGAGGCCAAAUGGGAUGACCACUGGGUAUUAUCGACUGAAAAGGCGAAUAAAUCGAAGACCCAACGACUUGAGCAAGAGUUGAAGGGUUAUAAGAACAACUUGAUCAAGGAAAGCAUAAGGAUCGGCCAUCGCGAUCUUGGUGAACAUCUAGAGGCAAUUGGGGAUCUUAGUGCCGCCUCUGAUACGUACUAUAAGAUGCGACCUGAUGCUAGCACUCAUUCUCAUAUACAAGACAUAAGCAAGCACGUUAUGGGUGUGAUGAUACAGCGACGGGAGUGGGCAUCUAUAUUGUCCAGUAUCAACAAAACGGCAGGGAUUAACGUGACCAACGAGGAGAUGGCUGCGGACCAACCUUACUACAAGGUCGUUGCUGGUCUGGCACAACUCGGCUCUACCAAGUACUACGAGGCUGCCAAAUGCUUCCUUGAGGUUGGAGAACCAGCCCUCUUCCAUCGAUACAAUAACAUUGCCACCCCCAAUGAUGUCGCCACUUACGGUGGACUUCUCGCCCUUGCUUCGAUGGAUCGAUCCAAGUUACAGUCUCAAGUCUUGGACAACUCUGGCUUCCGCAUGUACUUAGAACUGGAGCCUCAUAUCCGCAAGGCUAUCUCUAUGUUCAUCAGCGGAAGAUACGCGCCAUGCUUGGCAAUCCUCGAAUCUUAUCGGAAUGACUACCUUCUCGACAUUCAUCUUCAGAAGCAUGUUUCCGUGCUGUACUCGCAAAUCCGUGACAAGUGUAUUGUCCAGUACGUUUACCCAUUUUCGUGCGUCACUCUUGACAAUAUGAACGCGAUAUUCGCCAAGCCCGGAGAGUCUAUUGAGAAAGAGCUUAUCGACAUGAUUAAACGCGGCAUUUUAAAUGCUCGAAUUAACACCAUCGACAAGCUUCUUAGCACUGUCUCUUCCAACGCCCGGGUUGAUAUGCAACGGGAAGCUCUCCAGAGCAUCAAGCUUUACGAACAAGAAGUCAUAGAACGACUUCGACGAAUGGGCAUCACAGCAGCCAAUCUCGAUGUCAAAGGUCUUCAAAAAGGAGGCGGUGGGGGAGCGGGUAACCUCCCUGGCGUGGGCGAGAUCUGGGCGGACGAUGCUAGAAGACCACUGAACUCGGCCGAUGCGAUGGCUUAG
Messenger RNA from Hypoxylon fragiforme, 1404 nucleotides. RefSeq names its product 26S proteasome subunit RPN7-domain-containing protein. Bases 1 to 1404 code for a protein of 467 amino acids. NCBI's taxonomy places the organism in Eukaryota, Fungi, Ascomycota, Sordariomycetes, Xylariales, Hypoxylaceae. The record is from RefSeq and is a predicted model, not a curated record. Gene Ontology annotation, cellular component: COP9 signalosome. The transcript has 5 exons.